CUUAUUUAGAACUCGGCGGACACAAUAUUAUCUUAAUUGUUAAUUUAAAAUUUAUUUGUUAAAAUGGGAGUUACGACUGAAUUUGAAACAUUGGAAGAACAAUAUUUGGAAUUGAUUGGAGAGUUUAGGACUCUAACAAUUUCUGAAAGUCGAUUACGAGAGUCGGUACGCACGGAGUCGACACGCGCCGAGGCUGCGGAGGCGGCGCGGGCGGCCGCUGAGCGCGCGGCCACGGAGGCCCGCAACGGAGCCGCCGCCGCCACCGCCGCCGUCACCAAGGCCACCAGUGCACUAGCCACCUCCCAAGAACAUAUUACAGGACUCAAAAUGCACCUGGAUUUAACGGAGAGGCAGCGAAAGCUUUUAGAAGAUCGAUGUGGCGAAAUGACAGCACAGAUUGGCUCACUGGAGAGGCAAGUUCAGCAACUGAAACCUUUGCAAUCUGCUCAUGCUACUCUUCAACGGCAAUAUACCGAACUUCAAGAGCGCAUCUGUAAGGCAACGGAAGAAGCACGGAGGGAAUCAACUCGUCUUGAGAGCGAACUUCGAAGAGUGGAGAAAUGUGCAGCUGCUGGUUCUGAAAUACGAGAGCGCGCUCGCCUGGCCGCUGCAGCACAUGCUCGAGAGAGGCGCCUUACUGCUGCAGAGCUACAACAUACCAAUAAAGUACUUAUAGCUGCUAAUAGUAAGUGAACAAAUAAUAUCCAUUAUUUGAAGUAUAUUUACACGUAUAAAACAUUGUAAUUUUAUUUUGGUACAGCGGAAAUAAGUAAACUAAAAGCCAUUAUCGCCGAACUCCAACUACAGUUAGCUGAAAUAAGUGAUCAUCCAUCUAAGAAACCAAUUGAUCUUGAUGUUGAAGCUCUAGUUGAGGCACGGGCUGCUCUGGAAGCAGAGAGAGCUGGCGCAGCUAAACUUGAAAAGGCUUUGGCAGCAGCUUUAGCUGAUAAUGCCACAUUGGCUGCACGUAUCAACAAUAUGGAUAACACUGAUGAAGAAAGAAAUAUGAAUUCUACACCACCAGAAUCUGCUGCUACUAACAUUUGUCCCAUAGAUUCAUUCUUAGCAGAAUAAUUAUUCUUAACUUUAGCGAACUUUACUACAGCUUUCUACUACUUGUGCGUUUAUUGGUAACGAAUGUAAUAAUGUAUACCUAAGUGAUGAAGUAACUCGUCAAGUCACAUGGAACUACUUAGUAGGUUACGUAAUGAGAAUAUGUCAUCAUUGCUCCGAUACGCAAGGAUGAUUAAUGUCUCAGUGAGACAGGUACAAAAAACGUCGGUACAUGUAGGAUUAUAGAUAUAGUAGUAAUACAAUAUUAUACGUAGUUAUAAAGCAUCCAGACUUCAUUAGAAAACAAUGAUGUGUGAGAAGCCACUGCUAAAAUUUAGCUACACGAACAGGUUUUAAAAUCGCGACUUGCAUGUCCAAAAUUUAGAGGUCACGUUGUCCUUUCCUCGAAUGUUACGCUUUCGGUCCGACCUGUUUUGUAUAGCUAGAUUCCUCACUGUUUUGUUGACGUAACGGAAUUUAGCUUUU
This is a messenger RNA of Spodoptera frugiperda (fall armyworm), 1539 nucleotides long. RefSeq lists its product as uncharacterized. The transcript is spliced from 4 exons. The record is from RefSeq and is a predicted model, not a curated record. Lineage: Eukaryota; Metazoa; Arthropoda; Insecta; Lepidoptera; Noctuidae. Bases 64 to 693 code for a protein of 209 amino acids.